AUGCUGCAGAACCUACGGCACAUCAGUCAGCCCCCCCCAGCAGCUGGAGGUCAAGUCACCGUCACGGACCCCAUGUCGAAAUUUCCCAAUCCAUCCUCGCCUUUGCAGACAAUUUCGCUUCAUCUUAAUGCGACCGAUGCCCAGCGGGGAAGCGUCUCGUCCUGCUUCUCGCCAUUCGACGCGCCAAUUCGGCCUCUUGCCACCGCGAUCUCGCCCUCGGAGCCAUCGUCGAAUGCAUUGACGCCGCCAGAGGCUGAGCCGGAGCCUGACCCCGAGCCCGACGCCGCAGACACGGACACGCAAAGGGGGCGAGACGCCGUCCCCUGUGGUUAA
Messenger RNA from Trichoderma aggressivum f. europaeum, 333 nucleotides. RefSeq lists its product as uncharacterized. Bases 1 to 333 code for a protein of 110 amino acids. The record is from RefSeq and is a predicted model, not a curated record. The transcript has a single exon. NCBI's taxonomy places the organism in Eukaryota, Fungi, Ascomycota, Sordariomycetes, Hypocreales, Hypocreaceae.